Melampsora larici-populina 98AG31 is the source of this 753-nucleotide messenger RNA. RefSeq lists its product as uncharacterized. The transcript has 3 exons. Lineage: Eukaryota; Fungi; Basidiomycota; Pucciniomycetes; Pucciniales; Melampsoraceae. Bases 1 to 753 code for a protein of 250 amino acids. The record is from RefSeq and is a predicted model, not a curated record.
AUGCCCAACGGAUCUGUCAACCAAGGAACUUCUCAUGGACGGACAACUCGGGAGGACUCGUCGGUGCAGGUUAAAGAGCAAGGCGGAGCGAGUACAAAUCAGGAUGUGAUCUGGAGGGAUGGAAGUUUGGAAGAGGAUGAUCCGGUAGGAAUGGAAAUGGAUGAACCAUUCGAAGGUGAUUCAGAUGAGGUACCUUCAGAAGAGGAGGAAGAGUCGGUAGGAAGAGCUGAUGCAGAAGGAGAAGAAGCCAAACCGGUCCUGAAGAAAUUGAAGGCCAAGACGUCGAUGAAGGUGGAGAAGAAGAAAGAGAAGGGAAGGAGAAAGGAGACGUCAGAUGGUUCGGAAACAGAAAGAGUGGAAAACGGGAGGAACAAGAAGGAGUUGAUGUUUGGGAACUUGAUUGAAAAGAAUCAGUCUGUUUCGACGCUCCUGAGGAGAUACCUGAAGGGUUAUAUCUUGAUCAUGGCCCGGUUGCUCCAGGUUUACUGUAGUAGCAACACGGAGGGUGCACAGCACAAGGAGAUCAGCAUGCCACAACAGUGGGAAGACCAGGAAGGACUGUAUCUGAGACUGACAAGUGAAUGCUCUGAAUUCAGUAGAUGGACUCGUCGUAAAGAAACCGGAUGCCAAGAGUGGAACCUUGGGAAGCCGAAACGAGUUAGACACGGCCAAACUGGAGCUGGAGAAGGUGGGGAAGAAGUUAGAGAAGGAGAAGCGGUUGGGGAAGGGAAAGAAGAGUCAGAGGCAUACUAA